Molecule: messenger RNA, 912 nt
Organism: Peniophora sp. CBMAI 1063
Lineage: Eukaryota; Fungi; Basidiomycota; Agaricomycetes; Russulales; Peniophoraceae
Source: the annotation of a GenBank genome assembly
AUGGACUCGGGUUCGAGCGAGGCAAACGCCGCCUACGUCGACGCGCUCGUAAAGCUCCAGUAUACGAACCUUGGACUAUAUGCCUGGGAAUAUCUGCUGCAUCUGGACCAUGACUGGCAACUGGUACGAGGUGUAUGGCCGUGGCGCUGGCCACUCACCACUUGGGCAUAUCUCGUCUGUAGAAACUCUAUUCUUCUGUCUAUCAUCUUCUCUAUCACCACCGUUGGCGACUUGCCGUGUACAAGCGUUUUCGUAUACCUGAGCUACAUCUUCCCGUUUCUGCUAGUUGUAUCAGCGUCCUCUCUCCUCGCCAUUCGCACCGCCGCCAUCUGGUCUCGAGCGCGCUGGGUCAUUGGUACAUGCGUCGCAGGACUAUUGACGCUUCUCGGCGUUGCGGUCUUCUCGAUGGCGAUAAUGAAGGUCGAGAAUGCGCCGAUGAAUCACAACGGCAGGUACACGUACGCCUGCGUGAAGCUGGGUCCGGAUCAUGCACUGGGCGUCAAGUUGUCAAUCACCGCCAAUCAUGUCGUUAACUGGACAAUGUUCACCCUCACUUUUACGGGUCUCUGGCGACAUCGUAGAGCACGCGCUGUCGGGCUCAUGCGUGUUCUGUGGGCGCAGAGCUUCGCGCUUCUCGCCUUGGCGAUGGCGGUGGACAUACCGUUGCUCUGUCUGACGUGGAUGGAAGUCAAUGGCGUCAUCCUUAGUAUGGGACUGGCAGUUGCAGGCCUCCUACUCGGCAUGGGCACUACUCGUAUGACCCGUAGUCUCUACAAGAGUGUGUCGCCCAAACCAAGCCACGCAGAAGAGAGCCGCAGCAGGACAACGACGGAGCAGGCGCUUUCUUCGGUGAACGACGUGGAGGAUGUCGAUGAGGACUGCCUAGAGCUUUCACGCAUCGAGACACCUUGA